CUGUACACUCUCGUCAACACCCCCACAGGACGAUAAUGGUACGGUCGGCUGCACUGUCAAAUUUCAAGGGCAGUUGCAUGUGUGUCUGUCUCUGUCCCGUCUAACCUGCAAGUAAUACUUUCAGCAUGCUGUGCAGAGUUGGCCAAAUGCGCAGGUGUGCAGCCAGCCUCAGCCAAACUAUAAACCAGGUAGCUGCAUCAAGACAGAAGCACACGCUCCCUGACCUGACCUAUGACUAUGGUGCCCUGGAGCCCCACAUCAAUGCAGAGAUAAUGCAGCUGCACCACAGCAAGCACCAUGCAACAUAUGUCAACAACCUCAAUGUUACAGAGGAGAAAUAUCAGGAGGCACUAGCAAAGGGAGAUGUGACAGCACAGGUUGCCCUCCAGCCUGCUCUAAAGUUUAAUGGAGGAGGCCACAUUAACCACACUAUCUUCUGGACAAACCUCUCCCCAAAUGGUGGUGGCGAGCCACAGGGGGAGCUGAUGGAGGCUAUUAAGCUGGACUUUGGCUCCUUCCAGAAGAUGAAGGAGAAGAUGUCUGCUGCUACAGUGGCAGUGCAGGGCUCGGGCUGGGGCUGGCUGGGUUACGACAAGGAGAGUGGAAGACUCCGUAUCGCUGCUUGUGCUAACCAGGAUCCACUGCAUGGAACUACAGGUCUCAUCCCCCUCCUCGGUAUCGAUGUAUGGGAGCAUGCCUACUACCUUCAGUACAAAAAUGUGCGGCCGGACUAUGUUAAGGCUAUCUGGAAUGUCAUCAACUGGGAGAAUGUGAGCGAGCGUCUACAGACAGCCAAAAAGUAGAACAUAAUCCUCAAAUAUUCCCUUUCACCCAGACUUGGACCUGGGUCAAAUAGUAGUUGCAAAUAAUUUUUCAUUUUACAUUGCUUGGAGUAUCUGAGUGGUGGCAUAUUCAGAUUUACAACAGUUUGGACUUUCAGAUGUUCAGCUGCAUCAACGUUGAUUAAGUUAACUUUAAAAUAUUUAGUGUGUGUAUGUAUGUAUGUGUAUAUAUAUAUAUAAUUAAAGGUUGAAGCAAACUUAAAAACUUGUUUGCAAGUGCUUUAUUAUCUCAGGUCUGUACCCGACCUCCAUACUUUUUUCAAGCGCACAAAUUGACCACCUUUCACAUCAAGGCUGGCUAUUUUUAAUUACACCCAAAUAUUGGCUGCCACACAUGUAAACUAAGUGUCAGAUAACCAGUGUAUAUUCAGUGAGCUUUGUCUUUGUCAGAAUAAGUCACACUGUAAUCACAAAAUGUUAUUGCAGUCCAUGUUUUUGAUGUAAUAUAAUAAAAUGAUAGGAUUUAAAUUAUACAA
This is a messenger RNA of Perca fluviatilis (European perch), 1318 nucleotides long. RefSeq names its product superoxide dismutase 2, mitochondrial (gene sod2). Gene Ontology annotation, biological process: superoxide metabolic process. The coding region runs from base 126 to 803 and encodes 225 amino acids. The transcript has 5 exons. The record is from RefSeq and is a predicted model, not a curated record. NCBI's taxonomy places the organism in Eukaryota, Metazoa, Chordata, Actinopteri, Perciformes, Percidae. Gene Ontology annotation, cellular component: mitochondrion. Gene Ontology annotation, molecular function: metal ion binding; superoxide dismutase activity.